AGGCAUUACACAAACACACUCGCACGCUCAGCCUCGGAACACAUCUACAUAGACACACACACAGACAGACACACACACACACUCAUGCAUUGGCUCUCCGGCACGUUUGGUUGCGCACACUCACCACACACCACGCACACACACCCAUGACACACACACACACUUAGACAGGCACGAGGAUUCAUUGGCAGGAGCUGUCAGUUGGACUGAAGCGGUUUAAAGCUGGUGUGGUGUGUGUGUGUGGUGGGUGUUGUUUUUUCUCUGUGGAGAUCAGCUGAAGGUUUAACUCGGCAAAGCUCCCCUCUGAGGUCACAAAUGAAAGGAUCUGGAAAGAGAAAGUGAAGGAGGACUCAGAAGGAGAAAAGGAGAGCAGAAGAAGAACAACAACAGCAGAGGAGAGGAGAAACUGGAGGAGAAGAAAAUACAAGUUGUCAAGCGGAGACAUUCUCUUUUUUUCCCUUCAGUUUGGGUCACGGAUUUCUUACGUUAUUGUACUUUUUUUUGUCUCUCUCCACCCUCUUGUGAAUCCUGAGGAGAAUUGUUUGCCUUGUCACCUCAUUCAUCGGGGGAAAGAAAGCGAGGGAAAGAGAAAGAGAGUGACAGAGCAAAAGCGGUGGAGAAGAAAUAUAAAACAAGUAAGUGAAGUGAGAGUGAGGGAACGUGAAGGAGAGAAAGAGAGAAAGAGAGUUCACAUGACAUAAUGGGAGUGAAUGGGUUGCUAUGGUAACUGACAGCGGCAGGCUGACCCUGGAGAAGUGGAUGUUGAAUGGGGAGAGGGACGCCACCGUGGAGAGCCUGACAGAGUAACCCAGCGGACAGAGAGAGAGAGGGAGUUGUGCGGAGGAGAAGAAGAAGGAGGAGGAGGAGAGGAGGCCUCACAAGAGUAACCAGAGAGGAGGAGAGCCAACAGCGGAGAGACGGAGAGAGAAGGAGCAAGAAGGAAGCGUACAGAGGAGAAGAGGAGAAGAAGGAGGACCAGAGAAGAGCCUUCAGUAGCAGCAGCAGGAGGAGCAGCAGCAGCAACAGUGGGACCCGGAGUAGCAGAAGGAGUAGGAGGUGAAGGAGGAGGAGGAGGUGGUGGAGGAAGAGACGCUCAGAGCUCCAUGAUGGAGGACGGGUUCUCCAGCUACAGCAGUCUCUAUGACACCUCCUCAUUGCUGCAGUUCUGCAACGAUGACAGUGCGUCGGCGGCGAGCAGCAUGGAGGUGACGGACCGGCUGGCGUCCCUGGAGCAGCGCGUGCAGAUGCAGGAGGACGAGAUCCAGCUGCUCAAGUCAGCGCUGGCCGACGUGGUGCGCAGACUCAACGUCUCAGAGGAGCAGCAGGCCAUGCUCACCAGGAAGGGGCCCACCAAAGAUCCCCUGGGUUUGAAAAAGUCCUCAUCAGCAGACAGUUGUUCUGGCAAACCAGCUCGGCCAAUGAUGGCAGCUCUGCCCCUGAGGCCGACGGUCAACAACGGCACUGUCCUACCAAAGAAAGCCAGCGGGACCCUACCUUCCCCCUCGGGCAGCCGCAGAGACGUCUCAGCACCAGCGACCAAGAGCACUGUGAAGCGGACGAGUUCCACGGAGCACGUGGGCCCCCAGGGUCGCAAGGACAGCGGAGGAGACGCCAGGGGCAACCGCACGCGUGCCGGAUCCACCGGCAGCAACUCCAGCGGCAAGAAGGCCAGCGAGAGCAAAUUGAAGGAGCCAGUCUUCAACGCAGGGAUGCGACGUGUGACCCACUGCAAAGAGGAAGGGUAUGUGAAAAUGUAUUUGAAGGGCCGGCCCAUCACCAUGUACAUGCCCAAGGACCAGGUGGACGCCUACUCCCUGGAGGCCAAGUCUGAGCUGCCCCCCAGGAAACUCAAGCUGGACUGGGUAUAUGGCUACCGGGGCCGCGACUGCCGCUCCAACCUGUACCUGCUGCCCACGGGGGAGACGGUCUACUUCAUCGCCUCGGUGGUGGUGCUCUACAACGUGGACGAGCAGCUGCAGAGGCACUACACCGGACACACAGACGACAUCAAGUGCCUGGCUGUCCAUCCUGAUAAAAUCACCAUAGCGACAGGUCAAGUGGCUGGCACCUCUACAGAUGGCAAACAGCUGGCCCCUCAUGUGAGGAUCUGGGACUCUGUGAGCCUCAACACCCUCCACGUACUGGGCACAGGCUUCUUCGACCGAGCACUCGUCUGCCUGGCCUUCUCCAAAUCGAACGGAGGGAGCUCGUUAUGUGUGGUGGACGACUCCAAUGACCAUGUUUUGUCGGUGUGGGACUGGCAAAGAGAAGAGAGGCUGGCAGAGGUUAAGUGCUCCAACGAGUCUGUGUUUGCUGCAGACUUCCAUCCCACGGACGCAAACAGCAUUGUGACGUGUGGCAAGUCCCACCUGUAUUUCUGGACACUGGACAGGGGGACGCUUGUCAAGAAGCAAGGACUCUUUGAGAAACAAGAGAAGCCCAAGUUUGUGUUGUCUGUGACGUUUUCAGAAAAUGGCGACGUAAUAACUGGAGACUCCAAUGGAAAUAUACUUGUUUGGGGAAAAGGCUGUAACCGUAUUAGCCAUGCUAUUCAGGGUGCACAUGAGGGGAGUGUGUUUGCCCUCUGCAUGCUCCGCAGUGGCACGCUGGUGUCCGGGGGGAAGGACCGACGCCUCGUCUCCUGGGACGCCAACCUCCAGCAGAUACAGGCCAUCGAGGUUCCUGAGCAGUAUGGGCCGGUCCGCACUGUAGCAGAGGGUCGUGGAGAGACGGUCCUCAUCGGGACCACCAGGAACUUUGUGCUGCAGGGCAACCUGGACGGAGAGUUCGUCCCCAUUACACAGGGGCACACGGAUGAGCUGUGGGGAUUGGCCAUCCACCCUCUGAAGCAGCAUUUCCUCACCUGUGGCUAUGACAAGCACGUCUGCCUCUGGGACUCCGCCUCCCAUCAGCCCAUCUGGACCAAGACCAUGGAGGACGCCGUCCAGUCCUCCGGGUUCCACCCCUCCGGUGCCGUGGUUGCCAUAGGAACGCAGACGGGCAGAUGGCUUGUUCUGGACACGGAGACCAAGGAUUUGGUGACGGUUCACACGGACGGGAACGAGCAGCUGUCUGUGAUGCGAUACUCACCUGAUGGUAAUUUCCUGGCCAUCGGCUCUCAUGACAACUACAUCUACAUCUAUGCCGUGGCUGAGAACGGCAAGAAGUACAGCCGCGUUGGCAAGUGCUCCGGUCACUCGAGCUUCAUCACACACCUGGACUGGUCAGUGGACUCUCAGUACCUCGUCUCCAACUCGGGAGACUAUGAGAUACUGUACUGGAUCCCAUCUGUGUGUAAGCAGGUGGUGAGUGUGGAGACCACCCGCGACAUCCCCUGGGCCUCCUACACCUGCACGCUGGGCUUCCACGUCUUCGGUCUGUGGCCUGAGGGUUCGGAUGGCACGGAUAUCAAUGCGGUAUGCAGGUCCCACGAGGGCAGGCUGCUGGUCACCGGGGACGACUUUGGCAAAGUUCACCUCUUCGCCUUCCCCUGCUCACAGUUCAGAGCGCCGAGUCAUGUCUACGGAGGGCACAGCAGCCAUGUGACCAACGUCACCUUCCUCUUCGAUGACAGUCACCUGGUGUCGACGGGCGGAAAGGACAUGAGCAUCAUGCAGUGGCGUGUGGUGUAAAUAAACGCAUCGGAGCCUUCUGCCAAAGCAAGUAGCAACACGAGCAAGAACAAACCCAGGAGGACAACCGGAAGAAAGGGUUCAUGGACUUUUCUAGAAGUUUCUUCAGCGCAUGGGUCAAUGUCAGUGGACAAUGGGGUGGUGGGGGGAUUUUUAAAAAAAAAGACUCUUUGCAGCCUCUGGUGGAUGGUAAAGGUUACAGCAGGCAUUGUCGAUCCUUAUGACGUUUUACCUGUUGUUUGGUUUCUAUUGUUUUGGAUUUCACAACUCAGGAAACCUUGUAGUUGAAGCAAAGCAAAAGUACGCACAGAUCUCUGUGUGGUCGCUGCUUCUGGAACAAAGGCUUCAGAUGCCCUGACACCACCCGGCCUUGAAACACACACACACACACGCAUACACACAAGCGCGCGCGAGCACACACACACACACACACACACACACACACACACACACACACACACACACACACACACACACACACACACACACACACACACACACACACACACACACACACACACACACACACACACACACACGAGAAAAAAAACCUUCAAUUUGGUGCAUCCCAAGCAAAACUGCAAGGGUGGAACUGAAAAAAGUUACAUAGCCUAUUGUGAAAAAUAUUGCAGUACUGCCAUGCCUUUCCACCUUUUCAACAAAUGUUUUUUUCUGUUUUUAAAGUACUGCCUUUUUCAUUCAGGAAUUUGGUCAAAUCAAACACCCUGAGAAGAGGGGUGAGAAAGCGGUUGUUUACGGAAAAUAAAGCCAACACUACCACCCUCUGGCUUCUUUUGGUCUUGCACCUGAGCCUGCAAAAUACUCCUCUGUCCCACACCCAUUCUCUCUGCACAUAAUUAUGUCUUCCCCUUUCUGCCUAAAAAACCUUUAAUGUCCUUUAAUGAGGCGUAAAUCUAUAUUUGAUUACAGUUCAAGCAUGGACUUUUAAGUUGCCAUCCACCAAAUUUGAUAUAUAUCUCGCAUCCACAAAAAAUCUCUGCAGUCUCUCUGCACAUGUAUUUGUAAUUGCCUGCACCUAUUUAAAAACUGUACAUUGACAGCACUGUCUUCUGAUAGACGAAUGCUCGAAAUUUAGAUUAAUUCCACGGGAUGAUGUUUUUUUUUCUGUGUAAAUAGUCAUUUUUAUUGUAUACAAACUUUCACACCUAAAAUUAACAUUUUUUGACUAUAUGCUCUGGAACCUUGAGACUCUCCAAACCUUGAAUAAAUAAUUAAAUUGAAUCAUUUAAAGGCUACAAACUUGCCCUUGCACUAAUGGGAGGUUUCAGUCUCUUCCAACAGUCAUCAAACUGACACUAAUCAUAACAGCAACAAUAUUAAUAAACAGUAAUGCAAAAUAAAUCAAUGUAUCCCUACUGUAAGAAGCAACGUGAUCUUUCCUGCCAAACACGAUCAACAUUUUAAAAGAAAAAACUGCAACUCACAAAGGCGUGUGACUCACAUCACAUGGGUAAUCUUUUUCUGAUGAGGUUGUCUGGUCUAAUCUGUAAAAGCAUGCAUACUGUACAUUUAGUGGCUUUCUCCAUGACAUCACUUUCUUCAGAUUCAUAUUCACAAAUCUAUGAUGCAUAUCAUGCUGUUGUAAGGUUGUUUACUGUUAAAAGAGCUGAGAGGAUUGAUGCUUUCACAGCCUCAGAAAUGACUAUAGUGGGAUGUGAAUGCAUUUUGGUAUGAGAAAGCAGGGGGAAAAUGCUGACUGUGAAUUUGGUGAACCUAGACUAUUUUCUGGGCGAGACGAGAGAUGAUAUGGGACGAUGCACUAGCCUAAUAAUGAUCAUUAACACAAGUCAUUGUGUUUGAUAAUGAAAACAAUAACAUUAAAGUCAUUGAACAUACACUCCAAGCUUUGUUUGCUGCUAUUUUUUUAAUCAAUCAUUUGUUUUGGACUGGGAAUAAAAUAUUGUA
Engraulis encrasicolus (European anchovy) is the source of this 5558-nucleotide messenger RNA. It is a transcript of the gene eml1, whose product is annotated as EMAP like 1. The transcript is spliced from 24 exons. Lineage: Eukaryota; Metazoa; Chordata; Actinopteri; Clupeiformes; Engraulidae. Gene Ontology annotation, molecular function: microtubule binding. Gene Ontology annotation, biological process: microtubule cytoskeleton organization. Gene Ontology annotation, cellular component: mitotic spindle. Bases 1104 to 3632 code for a protein of 842 amino acids. The record is from RefSeq and is a predicted model, not a curated record.